CGCUCUUGCCGUUUACGAUACGCCACACACUGCUGGUUGAAGCCCAGCUCUGCCAUCCUAAAAUUCGUCGGAUACAUCCAGCAACUGAUUGAUUCCAACAGACAUUAUGGUUAAACAUAUCUUUCGUCAGUCCAGUGCCUAGUCUCAGCCGAGCGGGUAGCCCUUUAUCUCACAAAAUGACAACCAAUAAUAAUGUGGUGACAAGGAAAAUCCGAUCGGAAUACAUGAAGAAAUUCCGGGAUCCUAAAUGGGACACAUUUUCCAAAGAUUAUGAGGACUCCGUGAAAUACAGAUUGACCCGUCGGGUUAUGGAACAAACGCACAAACCCUUGUUUUGGGAUGGCUGGGACAGUGGGUCAGACUCUAGUGGAAGGUCAAGUCCAAAACUCAGAGAGGGAUUGGACCCUUUAAUAGCCAAGCUGCAAACACUGGAGUCCAGGACUGAAAACAAAGAGACCCAAGUGGUCGAAACUGUAGUGAAUGGUCAAUCAACAGACACCCUCAAUAUGGAGAAUUCUUCGGGCAUUGAGAAUGGUGUUCCAGAUGAGACUGAUAAUCCGAACACUUCAUCAGAGACUGCACCAAAAAGACGCCCGCGACGCCGUGCUCCUCGGUCUGAGGCCGGUUAUGAUGGUGACACUGACCGGUCCCGACCAUCCUCAGCGCCCAAACCAUGCAGAGCGAAGAGUCAGCCACCAGAGAGGGGCAAGCACAGUGAGAGAGAACAGAAGCGUUCCUACAUGCGCUCGAGCUGGGCUGAACAACACGUGGAGACGAGAGGGAGAACGCCCAGUAUGCGUGGGUCAGUUUCUGCAGGGGAGAUUCAUCGUUCAGACGCAGCCGCCAAGCGGCAAGAGGCGCAGAGGUGUGGCGGCGCACUGGACCGGCGUAGGGCACGAUCAGCUGACCUUGAGAAAUGCCGCGGCUCAAGGCUGAGUGUUGCAGAUGAUCGCUGGAUGACCGAGUACAUGCGCUGCUAUUCUGCACAGCUCAGGUGAAAUUUGCCCCACCGGCACAGGAUCCCCUCUUAACUCUGAUCUACUGAUCCAGUUUCCUCAUUACCUUAAAAGGGUUCCCAUGUGGAUUUGAGAAGGGAAGGUUGUUCACAGUUUCACCCUCAAAGGAUGAAUGUCACCACAGCUGUAAAAGUACUGGGACUGAUCUAACAAAUUAUGGAUGAGGAAAUACAAUAUUAUUUGUUUGACUCAAAUCGAUUGGCUUUUUAAAAGUGUGGAGAACUUUUGCAACCCUUUGAUUUCAAUUCACAUUCACUUACAAAACCAAAGCACUGUCUCCUAAAGGGCAGUAAUGGAUCUGAAAUUAGACUUGUGAUUUUCUUUUAUUGUCUUUAGAUGCCUGUAGUUGUCUGUGGGCUUUGUUUCAUUCUCUCUUCGAGUUUCAAAGUCCAAUCAUGAAUCCCCACUUGUUUGUUGAUGUAUGUAUAGAAGUGCAUUUUCUAUUUGAGGCUAUGUUGAGACACCUUCACUGAGGACGUUGUAUGGGCUCUGUAAUGUAGCUUAUAGUGACUAAUAGUUUUCUGCCAGAAUGACUAAUUUGCCCUCAAUGAAAAAUAUGUUGAGAUUGUGAAUAGAUUCUGAAUAGAUUUGAAUCAAACAAUAGUAGUUUAAUAGUAGAAUCAAACAUCUACAUUUUGGUAGAUUUUGGCUGAACAGAACUAACCUGACUCUCUCCAGAUGAAUUUCGUUCCGCCUAGUUCCACUCAUCCAUCUGGGAUUGAUCCAUUGGAGUGGUGCUUCAGAAG
This is a messenger RNA of Alosa sapidissima (American shad), 1762 nucleotides long. RefSeq names its product centriole, cilia and spindle-associated protein a (gene ccsapa). The transcript is spliced from 4 exons. The record is from RefSeq and is a predicted model, not a curated record. Bases 177 to 998 code for a protein of 273 amino acids. Gene Ontology annotation, molecular function: microtubule binding. Gene Ontology annotation, biological process: regulation of mitotic spindle assembly. Lineage: Eukaryota; Metazoa; Chordata; Actinopteri; Clupeiformes; Clupeidae. Gene Ontology annotation, cellular component: centriole; ciliary basal body; spindle.